AUGUCGUUGCGACGAUUAUCCACUCAUUUGGUUGGUGUCGAAGAAGGACUCGGCGGAGCCAAUACCAAGGAUGAAUCUGAGCUGCCCGACCAUUUACUGGACGAUCAUCUGCUCUCGAGCCAUGCAGGAGAUGCUCACGGUCUCGUUGGAGCCUUUCCAGAAGUGGGUAGAGUCGACGUGGACCACACAGCGAACGAUCCCGAAGAUCCGCUGUACGCACACGACCGAAAGGCGAAGGAGCAGCCGUCGACAUCUGACGUGACGGGAUGGGACUACGUCUACAAGCGGCUGCAAAUAUAUGAUCGGGAAAUGAUCAAAGGAUACUCUGAGGAUAUCGAUAGUCUUCUCAUCUUUGCCGGUUUAUUUUCUGCAGUCCUUACAGCGUUUCUUGUUGAAGUGUACACCCAGUUGCAGCCGGACAACACUCAAUUAUCGGUCCAGCUCCUCUCCAACAUAUCUUUCCAGCUCCAGCAGAUCUCCCUGAACCAAGCCGCCCCUGCAUCUAGCAAUCUGCUGGAUAUGUCCUUCCAGGCCGACGCGCAUGUGGUCGCCAUCAAUACGCUCUGGUUUCUCAGUCUUGUCCUCGCACUCGCCUCUGCUCUCCUUGGCAUAUUCGUGAAACAGUGGCUACGGGAGUACAUGUCAUGGAUCAAUAUUUCGCCGGUUCAGCACGCCAUACAACUCCGGGAUUUUCGCUAUGAAGCAUUCCAAAGGUGGAAGGUCCCCGCUAUCGUGACGCUCGUUCCUGGUCUCUUGCAGGUUGCGGUUGUGCUGUUCUUUGGAGGACUUGUCGCUUUACUCUGGCCAAUCGAUACAAUUGUAUCUGCGACUCCUUUCGGAUGGACGAUUUUGCCCAUCCUACGACCGUUCUAUCGCUUAAUCAAAGGACCUAUGAACUCCCUGUACUUCUAUGACUGGCCGGACUCGCUGAAAACCGUCGAAAACUUAUGUCGUCGUUACGGCUCGCUUCACGCGGACAUGUAUGCAUUUGAUAGAUGGGAUCACCGAGACCUCUCUCUGCGGCGCUUUGGGCGCGAUAUCGAGAGCCGUAUCGCAUAUCAAAUUCACUCGUUACUGUGGCUUGCCUCGCACGAGGAACCCGGCGACGGUGUGAUUGCCCAAUGCAUCUCCGAUACACCAGGUCCCCGCGUGCGCACCCGAUCCGCCCUCGAAUCCAAAGAUCCCUCCGCGGUGGUACAAUCCUCACUGUCAACGCAGCGCUUGCGUGGGUACUGGAAGGCCAUCGCCAAACUAUACGAUAUGCCAUGCGAUGGAACCACUAUCCCUCUGUUUGACACACCUUACCGCGGAUGGGUCUAUGACGAGGCGAAGGAAAGCUUCGAAACCCAUAAUUCUCUGCUCGGUAACUUCAAGCCCACGGCAUCCUUCAACGACACACAAGAUCUGCUGAUAUUCGACAUGAUCAAGUCUGGUCUGGAGAGGCUCAUGAACCCGUCAACAAGUGAUCCCGACCCUGAUUUAGUCAGCUAUUACAUCAAAUCUCUAAUAGGCAUGAGCUUGAUCACGAAAAAUAGUCAAGUUAUACGCGCUUUGUACCCGAAACUCCUGCUAGAUAACAUCGCAAAUUUGUCCCGAUCCUCAUCUAUCGCCGCUGCGGAUAAGAAGAAGAUUUGCGCCGCAAUUCAGCGCUGUGCAGUGAAAAUGGAUUCCAACUUCCGACCCAACGCGAAGGAUAUGGCCGACACUCUUGACAUUUUCCUCUCGUUAUAUGACCGCGAGACGCUUCGGUCAAGCCCUCUGCAAUGCCGUUGCUUCUGGGCCGCGGUUACGUGCAUCACCAAUACCGGAGUAUUGGCGCGUGGCGAGCAUAAACGUUCGACGGAGGCCUUCCAACGCUGGCGCACAGUUAUGCAAGCGUUUGGAGAAUGCUUGAUGGACGCGCUAUCAUUAUGGACUGAGCCUGGAAACGAGGCGCAUGUUGCCAAAGAAGACUUGCGGGUGGACUGGCCGCUUCUUGUCCUGUUUCUGGGAUUCCAUCGAGACACCGUACUCGAGUUUUCCAUAAAGGUCACGACAUCUAUUUUGAAUGCGGCAGCACGCGGCACGCUCGGAGACCAAGCAGGCAUUAUCCUGCUCUCAUUCAUCACAGCGUCGUCGGCUUGGGGGGCAUCCUGGCACAAUGUGAAGGAUAUAUACAAGUAUUUUGGUUUUCGCUUUACACGCCGCAGAAGUGGGGUUGCCGGCCUUCGGUUGGUUCCUCCCAAAGGUAUCCUGUCGCAUACAAACUCGGGUGAAGAGACGGAUUCGAAGCCACGGCUCGAUGUAGCAGUCAUCAGCGAGAUUGUUUCGGACAACGACGGUCGUGAUGGCAUGCAAUCCGAUCCGCACACAAUGCACACGUCGCAGGAGGUGCCAACUUCCAGGACCCUGAAGGCGCGGGAAACCGGCUCGCAGCCUACCAGCGUGCAGAAACUGGGAAGCGAAGGUGGACAGGUGAACGACAGCGAUGACCACUCGCUUCCUCGUGGCGGACACAACUUGCUCAAAGAUGCGGAGAUAACCUCAAUACGUAGUGCUUCAUCGAGUCUAGCGGGGGGAGAUAGUGGUCAGCCGGAUCUCGGCAGACGGCGUACGAGCGAGCGAUCAGCGCCUGCCAUAGACGGACAGAAUGUGGAAGACACGUUGGAUAGAUCUUCAGCCUACGACCGGGUCCCGUCGUUGGGUCAAGAUCGACCGCCACCUCGCGCUGAAAGCCAAGACGGUGGCGGAGGGCGGGCGGGCGCAACAAACAGCGUUCUCAUCCGGACAGGCGUCGAGCACGAUCGCGCCGACAACGCUGGAGUAGGUGACGUGAAUGGCACCGAGUCGUCGCCUGGGGCGGAGGACAGGUAA
This is a messenger RNA of Punctularia strigosozonata HHB-11173 SS5, 2853 nucleotides long. RefSeq lists its product as uncharacterized. Bases 1 to 2853 code for a protein of 950 amino acids. The transcript is spliced from 6 exons. Lineage: Eukaryota; Fungi; Basidiomycota; Agaricomycetes; Corticiales; Punctulariaceae. The record is from RefSeq and is a predicted model, not a curated record.